Molecule: messenger RNA, 8835 nt
Organism: Eimeria maxima
Lineage: Eukaryota; Apicomplexa; Conoidasida; Eucoccidiorida; Eimeriidae
Exons: 8
Coding region: 1-8835 (2944 amino acids)
Biological process (GO): regulation of transcription by RNA polymerase II
Cellular component (GO): nucleus; SWI/SNF complex
Molecular function (GO): transcription coregulator activity
Source: RefSeq, a predicted model, not a curated record
AUGCCUGAUCUGCAGCCUGAUGACCUGUGGACAGAAGAGCAGCAGCAACAGCAGCAAGAGCAGCAGCAGCAAGAGCAGCAGGAGCAGCAGCAGCAGCAGCAGCAGCAGGAAGAAGAAGCUUGGGGAGACGAGGAAGGUUUUGUGUCUGUAAGAUCAGAAGAAUUUCCUACCCGUAUAUGGAGUUCUUAUGAAGCUGAGCUGCAGCAGCAGCAGCAGCAGCAGCAGCAGCAGCAACAGCAACAGCAGCAGCAGCAACAGCAGCAACAGCAACAGCAGCAGCAACAGCAGCAACAGCAGCAGCAACAGCAGCAACGGAGACAAGAGCGAGGCUUUCUGAAGCCAUUCUACCCGAGGCGUAGGCCCUACCAGCAGCAGCAGCAACAGCAGCAGCAGCAAUACCAGCAGCAGCAGCAGCGGCAGCAGCACCAGUACCAGCACCAGCAACUGCAGCAGCAGCAGCAGCAGCAGCAAGGGAGAUGGGAGAAUGAGGGAUCUGCUGCUGCAGCAGAGAUAUCGCGCUGCAGGUCGUUAGAUCAGCUGCUGCAGCUGCUGCACCGUCUUGCUGCUGAGAAGCCGCUGCAGCAGCAGCAACCUGUUGUGCUGCUACGGGCACUGCAGCAGCUUGCUGCUGUUGCUUCAGACAGCAGCAGCAGCAGCAGCAGCAAACGCAUGCAAGGCCACAGGCCCCACAACCAAAUAGCACGCUUUCCCAUAGUCAAGGACUUGCUGCAUGCAUUAGAGCAGCAAAGAACAUCUAUAGAAGCACCAGGUGCAGCAGCAGCCCUUAGGAGUCUUAGCCGUCUGCGUCUGGUGCCGCAGCAGCCGCUGCUGCGUGCAUUGAUGUUUCCCCUUAUAAGCAGCAGCAGCAGCAGCAGCAGCAGCAACAGCAGCAGCAACAGCAGCAGCGGGGAAGAAGGGAAGAUCAGAUGGAACCUUACUCCUGAAGGAUUAGUUUCUUUGUGGCGAGCAGCAGAUGAAAUGCCUUUGCUGCAGCGGCAAAAGCUGCUGAUGCAGCAGCUCGUUGAUCAUACAACUGAGCAGCUUAAUCAAACAGCAGCAGCUGCUGCAGCUGGUCCUGCUGCUGCUGCUGCUGCUGCUGCUGCUGCUAGGGAAGCAGAACCAUUGAUGCCGCAGCAUGCGGUGACGAUCGGCCGCUGCGCUGCUCGCAUGCGAUUUGGCUGUACCUUCACCUCGUUGACGGAGGGCCUGAGCAAGUAUGUCUGCACGUGCUUGGGCGUUGAUCCACGGGAACAGCAGCAGCAGCAGCAGCAACAGCAGCAGCAGCAGCAGCACGGGCUGCACAGCGUGACGCGAAGGGACAGAUUUCUUGCCCUAUCGAAGUGCCUCUUUGCGCUCGCUCGGCUGGAGGAGCAGCAGCACCAGCAGCAGCAACAGCAGCAACAGCAGCAGCAGCAGCAGCCUAAUGAGCUAAGGCCUUGUGUAUUUUCUACAGAAGAGAUGCAAAAGUUGCUGCUGUGUGCUGCAGCAGACUUGCAUUGGCUGCAGCCACAGGAGAUGCCUUUGCUGCUUGCUGCAGUAAAUUCCCUGCUGCUGCUGCAGCAGCAACAGCAACAGCAGCAACAGCAGCAACAGCAGCAGCAGGAGGGAGACACCAGCCCAGUCGAAGCAACAGCAAUAGCAACAGCAACAACAGCUGCUGCUCCAUCGUCUUUACAGGCUGCUGCUGCAGCAUUUGCUGCUGCUUGCCGUGCUGCUGUACUGCAGCAUCUGCAGCAGCAAACCCUUAACAAAGAGGAGACGGUCCUGCAGUUGCUGCUGCAUCUUCAUGUGCUGCAUGCACGUUGCGGCCUGCUGCCCACGGAGUCUGCUGCUGCUGCUGCUGAUAUUGAUGACCUUGCUGCUGCUGCAGAGUGGCAGGACGUUGCUGCAGCACUUGCUGCUGCUGCCGAGGCUCUGCGGCUAGGGAACUCCCUAGCAGCAGCUGCUGCUGCAGCAGCAGCAGCAGGAGUUACCUCGUCAGAGGGGGCGUCCAAGACAGUCGAGGCGGGUGCAGCAGCUGCUGCAGCUGCUGUUACAGCAGCAGCAGCAGCAGAGACAGCUGCUCUCCAUCGUCUGCUGCUGCACUACGGCGUUGCAGCGCAGCAGGACAUUGUUACUGUUGGGCCUUUGCUGUUGCAGCAGUAUAGCAGGGAUCCUGUAGCAGCAGCAGCUGCUGCUGCUAAGCUAAGAGCGGCAAACACAGCAUCGCGAGAUUCUGCUGCUGCUGCUGCUGCAGCAGCAGCGCAGCAGGAGAAGGAUCGCUUUCGAACCAUCAUUGCUACUACUUCUGCUGAAGAGGUGCUGCAGGUCGUUGCAGCAGAAGCAAACCGAUACAGAGAGAAGCAGCAGCAGCAGGAGCAGCAGCAGCAGCAGCAGCAGCAGCAGCAGCGCAGGAUAGAAACGGCAGCAGCAGAGGAGGAUGCCGCAGACAAAGCAGCAGCAACAGCAGCAGAUGCGCUAUACGGCUUGGAUCCCAAGAGCAUAACAGCAGCACUACACCAACUCGCUGUUCUCUGGCAGCAGCAGCAGCAGCAGCAGCAGCAGCAGCAGGAGCUGCUGCUGCGGCUGCUUCUGGAUGACAGAAUGCUUCUGCUGCUGGCAGCAGCAGCAGCAUAUGUCCCUCGUGCUGACGGCAGUAGCACCCGCAUACUAUGGGCACUGCAGCGGCUCGGUUUGCUAGGCUCUUUGCCUCUGCUGCAGCAGCAGCAACAGCAGCAGCAGCAACAGCAGCAGCAGCAGCAACACCAGCAAGAACAGCAGCAGAAAUACCAGCAGCUGCUGUCUCUAAGGAGCCGUCUGAUUGAAUCCUUGCUGCUGCGGCUGCAGCAACUCUGCGAGCAGCAGCGGCUGCUGCCGCAGCAGCUUGCUGCAGCAUUCCGCUUGCUUGCUGCUAUGACUGAAGAGGGUGACACAGCAGCAGCAGCAGCAGAAGGAGCAGCAGCAGCAGGAGUAGCGGACAUCGGACAGGAGCAGCAGGCAAUAAGGACUGCUGCUGCGGAUGCAGACAUAGCAGCAGCAACAAGGAAUGUGCGUCUUGCUGCUGCUGUCUGCACCACCAUGCUGCAGCAAGUGCAGCAGCUGCAAGCAGCAGAAGCGUCAUCUGUGCUGCUGGCCCUAGCAAAGCUGCGGUGGCUAGUGCUGCCAACCCAACAGCAGCAGCAGCAGCAGCAGCAUCAGGAGCAACAGGAGGAGGAGGUAGAGGAGGUGGUGUUGCUGCAGCUGCUAAUUCAGCAGCAGCUAGUUCCUGCGCUGCUGCAGCGCAUGCAGCAGCUGCUGCCUGUCUGCAACACCCAGAGCAUUGCUGCUGCUAUAUGGGGCGCUGCAGUUCUGCAGCAGCAACAGGAGCUGCUGCUGCAGCAGCAGCAUAAACAGCAAACCGUCUCGGAGAUUGCUGCUGCUGCUGCAACCUUGCGAGAGGCGGUAGUCGACUUUGUUGCUACUGCAGCGCAGCAGCUGCAGCAGCAGCGGCUAGUGCCACGGGAGGGGCCGCGCUGCCUAAUGCUGCUGCUGCAGGCCUUUGUGCAACUCGCCCCGUUGCUGCUGCAGCAGAAACAGCAAAAGGAGGAGCAUUCCCUGCAGCAGCAGCAGCUGCUGCUGCUCGACGUCAUCCAGGCAGCAUUGAAGCGCACCACUGGUAGCAGCAGUGCUGCACUGCUACAAAACGCACAGCAGCAACCCACAGGUGACCCCUAUGCUGCAGCAAAUGCUGCAUGGUUUGAGGGAUUGUGUGGGGCCCUGAUUGAUGCAGCAGCAGCAGUUAAGGCAGCUGUCACGGCGGAGCCUCUGCAGCAGCAGCAGCAGCAGCAGGAAGAGCAGCAGCAGCAAGAGGAGGAGGAACAGCAGGGGCAGCAGCAUUCCGUUUUGCCUUAUAGGAUUGGCAUCCGUUUGCUGCAGUCGCUGCUGUCUGCUGCUGCUGCGCUGCAGCAAAAUUCAGGUGUACGUGCAGCACAACAGUAUAUAGAUACAUAUGCUGCAGCAGCAGCACAACGAUCUUUGCUGCAGGCAGCAGAGCAGCUAAGGAGGUCAAUACUAAGACAGCUUGCAGCAGCAGCAGAAGAACAGGAAGCAGCAGCAGCAAGAGAAGCAGCAGCAACAGCUGCUGGUGCUGCUGCUUCUACUGCUGCUGCCGCAACAGAGGGAGAAGCAACAGGGAUACAGCCUGCAGCAGCAGCAGCAGCAUCUGCUGUCUAUACACCCCGAAAACAGCAGCUAGUGAGGGCAGCGCUGCAGGCAUUAAGUGCUGCUAGACGUCUUGAUGGGCUGCAGCAAGUGCAGGAAGCAGCAGCAGCAGCAGCACGAGCAGCAGCAGUAACGGAGACGUUACUCCCCGUAGCAGCAGACCCCACAGCAGCAGCAGAAGCAACAGUAGAGAAGAACACAUUGGCGCUGCAGCUAAUCAAGCAUUUGCUGCUGCUGCUGCCUCCUAAUGCAACUGAGCUGCUGCUGCAGCUGCUGUCCGAAGCACAACGCCCUGUGCAGCUGCUGCAGCUGUCUGCGCAGCAGCUGCAGCGCCAGCAGCAGCAGUAUCAGCAACACCAGCAACAGAAGAAUGCAGGGCAGCAGCUCCUGCACAGUUCUGAGACCCCUAGAUCUGCUGCUGCUGCUGCUGCUUCUGCUGCUGGAUCUCGUCGCACUUUAACAUCGCGAUCUCGUGCAGCAGCAGCAGCAAGAGCAGGUGCUGCUGCUGCUGCAGCAGAGCAGCAGCUGCAGUCAUUUGCUGCUGCACUUGGUAGCUGGAUCGAAGCCAACUUGUAUAAACUCGAUCCAGAGGUGCAGCAGCAGCAGCAAAUGCUGCUGCUGCCUCUUGUUGAAUCCUUAGGGCUGCAGCAGCUGCUGCUGAAUACAUUAGAAAGCCAGACAGAACUAACACAGCAGCAGCAGCAGCAGCAGCAGCAGCAGCAGCACGGUGCCAGACAGCAGCUGCUGCUGCUGCUGCGGUGGAAGCGACGCCUUGGACUACAGAGGGUUGCUGCGCUGUUUGCUGCUGUUGGCUCGAAGCUGCUGCUGCUGCCUCCCCAAGAACAAGCAGCAGCAGCAGCAGAUCUGCUGCUAGUGCUGCAGCGCCUGCAGCAAGACGAGCGGGAAGCUGCUGCUGCUGCUGCACUUCAAGCUUCUGGAAUCGGGAGCAGCAGCAGCAAAAGCAGCACCAACACCAGCAGCAAAAGCAGCAACAGCAGCAGCAACGGCAACAGCAGCAGCAGGAAACGCGGCAGCAGCAACAACAGCAGCAACAGCAACAAUGUUCAGGAGAAACCUUCAGCUCUGCUGCUGCAGUCGUUGCUGCAGCUGUUGGCUGCUGCCCCGCCAGCACACGCUCAAUGUAAAUACGAGGGAGAGGAGGAGGAGGAGCAGCAGCAAGAACAGCAGCAGCAGAAGCAGCAGGAGUCGCUGUGGAGUUUGCUGGACUUGAGGACUGCAGCUCGCGCUGCAGUUGCUGCAAAGGAUUUGCUGCAGCAGCAGCAGCAGCAGCAGCAAAUCUCAACCGGUGCAGCAGCAGCUUUGCUGCAGUCUCCAAUAACAGAUUUGCUGCAGCGAUUAAAGGGUACGGAUAUGCAUGCUGAUGGGCCUGCUGCUGCUGCUGCUGCUGCUGCUGCAACAAGCAACCGCACUGCAUGGAACGGCGGUUACGGGAUGUCUGCUGCAGCUCUGGCUGCUGCUGCUGCUGCGCUGCUGCGAUUGCGCCCCUUCAUGCAGCAGGAGCAAGCAGCAGCAGCAACAGCAGCAGCUCGGCAAGUGCUGCUGCGCCUCUGCAGUACUGCAGCAAUGAAGCAGCAACAGCAGCAGCAAGAGCAGCAGCAUGCGUCCGCCCUCGCCAACACAGCAGCAGCACUGCUUCGUGAGUUGCCGCAGCUACUUCAGCAGGGGACAGCAGCAGCAGCAGCAAAUGGUGCUGCUGCUGCUGCUGGUGCACCAUUGCAACUGUUGUCUCCCGAGAGCAGCAGCAUAUUUGCUGCUGCAGCGAAGCUGCUGCGGGCUGCAUGCGAAUAUUCUCUGCUGCUGCCGUGGGGGCAUCGGCUGUCUCUUGCUCAUGCAGCGUCUGCAAUAGCGUUGCAUGCAGCAGCAGCAGCAGUUGCUGCUGGGCCUGCAACAGAGUCAGCAGCAGCAGCAGACGCAUGCAAGACACUGACAGCAGCUGCAGCGCUGAUGCGGUCCUGCUGCAGCACAAUGCGUAUACCUGCUGUUGCUGCAGUCUCUGCUGCUGCACCCUUAGGAAAGGCCUUUGCUGCUGCCCAGAAGCUGCGGCCCAUAGCCGCAGCAGCCGCAGCAACAGCAACAACAGCUGCAACAAGAACAACAGCAACAACAGCAGCAGCAGCAGUAGCAGCAGAACUAAAUAAAGCUAUAGAAGACAUCGAUGCAGCAAUCAGCUGCUUAUCUGCUGCAGCAGAGGAUUUGCUCCUCGGCCCUUCUGGUGCAGAAGCAGUAGCAGCAGCAGCUGCUGCUGCAGCAACAGAAGCAGCAGCAGAAGAAGAGGGCAUCAACCAAUUGGCAGCUCCCCACGGUGCUGCUGCUGUUGCUGCUGCUGCUGCUGCAAAGGGAGCUGGAGAGCUGUGGGAGGCAGCUAGACUUGCGCUGCAGCAGCAAGCAGCAGCAGUAGCAGCAGCAGAUGCACUACAUUGGUGUGCUGCUGCUGCUGCUGCAAGCAGCACAGGCUUGCUGCAGCAACGCCAUGAAGCACCAUCAGGAGCUGCAGGAAUGGCAGCAGCGGCAGCAGCAGCAGCAGCAGGAGCAACGGCAGAAGCAAAGGCAGUCAGGUCUGCUGCUGCAACUGCAGCAGCAGCAGCAGCAACUGCUUCUGCUGCUGCUGCUGCAUGGGUUGGCUUGCAGCGCGCUCUCCGUCUAUGGGAGGGGCCACCAGCCCCGCGGCUGUCUGCUGCUCUUAGGUUAAUAAGCAGCAGCAGCACGGCUGCUGCUGCUGCUGCUGUUGAGGAUACGGAAGCUGCAAAGGAAAGCGAAACAGUGUCUAAGGAGCCAGAAGCAGCAACAGCAGCAACAGCAGCAACAGCAGCAGCAGCAACACCAACAGCAGCAACGAAAUCCCUAGGCAACGACGCUGUACUCCUCUGGCUAGCUGCGGAGCUGCUGGCAGCAGAAACACAGCAGCAGCAACAACAGCAGCAGCAAAAGCAGCAGCAGCAGCAGCAGCAAUUAGACCAUGAAUUGACUUCUGCACGCCGGCAUUUGCUGCAGGCUAUUCUCUCAAUGGCGCAUGCAGCAGCACCUAAAAAGAAAACUACUGCUGCAGUUGCUGCCAGACGUCUGGGUGUGCUGCUGCUGCUGCUGACAGCAGCAAACCGCCUAGGCGCCUUCGAUGCCCUCCACUGGCAGUCGCUGCAGCAGCAGCAGCAGCAGCAGCAACAGCAGCAGCAUGCAGCAAUAGAGGAAGAAGCCCAGCUGCAGCGCGAAAUUUUUCAGGUGCUGCUGCCUGGUUUAGCUGAAAGUUUUGCUGCGCUGCUGUCAAGACAGCAGCAACAGACUAAACCCCGUGACGCAGACACAGCAGCAGCAGCAACAGGAAUAGCAGCAGCAGCAGCGCAAACCCUGCAUUUGCUGCGUCAGGCUCGUGCAACACACGAACCGCUGCUGCUGCAGCUGGCUGCUGCCAUUGACCACGCAGCAGCAGCAGCAGCGGCAGCAGUAGCAACAGCAGAGCCCCAAGCAGCAGUGUUUGCUGCACUUAAGCCGCCGCUGCAGCUGCUGUCGGAUGCUGCAUGCAGCCAAGAGGCUUCUCCUGGUCUUGCUGCUGUUGCUGCUGCUGCGCUACGCCUCGCUGGAGUGCUGCAGCAGCAGCAACAACAGCAGCAGCAACAGCAGAAUCAGCAGCAGAGGCAGCAGCAGAUGAUGAUGCAGCUGCCUCAGACCGUCCGGGUGUUGCGGCUCGCGCUGACCGGCCUCUUUGCUGCCAGCAACGCAACAGAGCAGCAGCAGCAGCAGCAGCAGCAGAAAGGUUACCGAGGGUGGGAUGCAGAGUCAGCAGCAGCCUACCGUUCGUUGCUGCAGGAGGCAAUUGAUGCAGCAGAACCGUUGCUGCAGCGGCUGCAUACAGCAGGAGCAGCAGCAGCAAGUGCUGCUGCUGCUGCUGCACCGCAUGCAGCAGCAGAUCCCCUAAUGGAGGAACUAAGGCAGCUGCAGGGCCGCGGUGUCUCCGUAUUGGGGCAAGGGGACAACGGAGAAAAACAGCAGCAGCAGCAGAAGCAGCAGCAGCAGAAGAAGAAGAAGCAGCAGCAGCAGCAGGAAGAGGGCCUGCUGCAGAGCGCUGCUGCUCCCAUUGCUCCUUCCUGCUGCAGCAAAUUGUUUGCUGCAGCAGACUGGCGGCUGCUGCUGCGAAGGGCAUCGUUACUAGAAGGAGACAGCAGCCACCAACUGUCUGCUUUGCACAAGGAGGUGAGCGCUGCUUUGCAUGCACUGAAGAUACCUCAUAGUAACGAGGCAUGGACAGAAGACGGUUUGCUGCUAGACAUGCUGCUGCAGCAGCAGCAGCAACAGCAGCAGAAGAAACAGCAGCAGCAGCAGCAGCAGCAGAAGUAUCAACAGCUAGCAGUAGAAGCAGACGGCCCGCUGCAUUUCGUUUGGCGCUGCCCCGAAGCGCAGCAGCAGCAGCAGCGGCAGCAGCGACGACAGCAGCAACAGCAACAGCAGCAGCAGCAGCAGCAGCAGCAGCAAUAUGGUCUAACAGCACUAACAGCAUUAAAAAGGCAUUUGCUGCUGCACUGCAGCAAUUCGUUUGUUGCUGUUGACACCUGGAGGUGGGCAGCCCUCAGCAGCAGCAAAGACAAGCAGCAGUUCCUGCUGCAGCUGCUGCAGCAGCAGCAACAGCAGCAGAAGACACGAUAG